Molecule: messenger RNA, 1644 nt
Organism: Vidua macroura (Pin-tailed whydah)
Lineage: Eukaryota; Metazoa; Chordata; Aves; Passeriformes; Viduidae
Gene: B4GALT3
Product: beta-1,4-galactosyltransferase 3
Biological process (GO): carbohydrate metabolic process; galactosylceramide biosynthetic process
Molecular function (GO): glycosyltransferase activity
Source: RefSeq, a predicted model, not a curated record
CCCCGGUGCCCCCGCCAUGCUGCCCCGGGCCGCUUGGGCGGCUCUCCGGUACCACCGGGCGGCUCUCCGGUAACACCGGGCGGCUCUCCGGUACCACCGGGCGGCUCUCCGGUACCACCGGGCGGCCCCGCGAUGCUGCGGCGGCUGCUGGAGCGGCCGUGCUCGCUGGCGCUGCUGGUCGGGUGCCAGUUCGCCUUCGUGGCGUAUUUCUCGCUGGGCGGCUUCCGCAACCUCACGGCGCUCUUCGGUCGCGCCGCCGGUCCCGCCGUGGACUAUUCCCGGACCCACGACGUGUACGCCAACCUCAGCCGCGUGGCUGCCGGUACCGGCACCGGGAGCGGCCCCGCCGCGCCGCCAGACCCCGCCAGGCCGCUGCCGUUCUGCCCUGAGAGAUCGCCGUUCCUCGUGGGGCCGCUGGCCGUGUCCUUCGCCCGGGUGCCGACGCUGGAGCAGAUCCGGGCCAAGAACCCGGGGGUGCAGCCGGGGGGGCGGUACCGACCCCCCCUGUGCGAGUCCCGCUCCCGCACCGCUGUCAUUGUCCCGCACCGCAACCGCGAGGGCCACCUGGGCCACCUGCUCUACUACCUGCACCCCUUCCUGCAGCGCCAGCAGCUGCACUACGGCAUCUACGUGGUGCACCAGGCUGGGAACUGCACGUUUAACCGGGCCAAGCUGCUGAACGUGGGGGUGAAGGAGGCCCUGAAGGACGAGGACUGGGACUGCCUGUUCCUGCACGACGUGGACCUGAUCCCCGAGAACGACCACAACCUCUACACCUGCGACCCCUGGAACCCCAAACACGCCUCGGUGGCCAUGAACAAAUUCGGUUACAGCCUGCCCUACCCGCAGUAUUUCGGGGGAGUCUCGGCGCUGACCCCCGACCAGUACAUGAAGAUCAACGGGUUCCCCAACGAGUACUGGGGCUGGGGGGGCGAGGACGAUGACAUCGCCACCAGGGUGCGCCUGGCCGGCAUGAAGAUCUCCCGCCCGCCCGUCUCCAUCGGCCACUACAAGAUGGUGAAACACAAGAGCGACAAAGGCAACGAGGAGAACCCGCACAGGUUCGACCUGCUGGUGCGGACGCAGCGCACGUGGACGCAGGACGGGAUGAACUCGCUGAGCUACGCGCUGCUGGCGCGGGAGCUGCGCCCGCUCUACACCAACCUCACGGCCGACAUCGGCUGCGACCCCCGCGGCCGCCCCCGCGCCCCCCCCGCCGGCCGCUUCCGCGAGGAGAUGCUGCGGCAGCCGCCCCGCGGGGACCUGCCGCCGCUGCCGCUGUCAUUGUCACCUCCCCGCAACGGCAGCGCCGCGCCGCCCCGCGGGGGCAACCACAGCGUGGCACCCCCGCCCUGAGCCCCCCGAAUCGCCGCCCCCCGAGGCCGGGGUGGGCUCCGGGCUGGCGGCGAGCCCGGGGGGGCUGCUGGCCACCGGGGGGAUGGGGGACACCCCCCGGGCGGGGGGGGGGAUGUGGGGUGAGCCGGGGGCUCGCCCGGCCCUGUCCCCCCCCCCCCCACCCCAUCCCGCCGCGGGGUUUUUGGGGUCCCCGGCUGGGGCGCGCGGGUAUUUAUUCUAUUUAUGAGCCGCUCCCUGGACCUUUCUAAAGGGUUUUUUUUCAAUUAAAAAAAAAAUCACUUUGUCCUA